AUGUCGUGCACCGUCAGCGUUGACGAUAGCGAUGCGGCAUCUUGUGCAUCCUCCGAGCGCUCCACGACUUCAACCGAAGAGUUCGAGCAUGAGCCAUUCUCAGCAUUCAAAACCCAGGUCACCCAGCUAUGUGAAGAUGUCUGGCCACAUUUAUCACCUGGAGCUUUUGAAGUGACGCACAUGGAAGGCGGCUCCUACAACUGCGUCAUCGGGGUUCAGGGUGACAUGUCACACAAGCGAAUAUCUUGGUUACAGCGCCACGCGACGGGCCUGCUCCAGAUCUUCUGGCCGAGGAGUGCAAAUAGACAAAAGGAAAUUCAAGAAUACGUAAUUCGUAUUCCGCGGUACGAACAUGCUUGGGUAGAGCAAGAAAUUGCACUGCUCUUUUUUCUUGCGGCCACCAAUGUCCCUGCGCCUAAGAUCGAGCACUUCAGUUUGACUUUGGACAACCGCAUCGCAUUCGCUGAAGACCUCGGUCGUGCUCUAAGAGAGCUCAGCCUGUUCAACGCCGACAACGACUACUAUCUUACCCAUAUGGAUUUUGAGCCUCGCAAUAUCCUUCUCCACUCCAUAUCGAACGACAUCGCUUCUCUCUCCGGAAUCCUAGACUGGGAUGAAUCUGUCUUUGCGCCCGCAUUUCUCUCUUGCCGCGCACCAUCGUGGCGCUGGGACUUUGAAGGCGACGACGACGAAGAGUUGGACGAAUCUAUUGCGCAUGUUGAUCCACAAGAUGUAGAACUUCUGGCUAUCAAGCAAGCGUUUGAAAACUUGCUCGAGAAAUUAUACGCCUGGGCCAUCACUGGUAUCAACAGUAGCGAAGGUUAUGAUGUUGCGAAUAGGAUCGUCAAGGAAUGGAAUGAAUUAAGGCCAGCUCAGGCUGUUCAUAAGAUCGUACCUGGAGACGAGGAUUGA
Messenger RNA from Parastagonospora nodorum SN15, 912 nucleotides. RefSeq lists its product as hypothetical. The transcript is spliced from 4 exons. NCBI's taxonomy places the organism in Eukaryota, Fungi, Ascomycota, Dothideomycetes, Pleosporales, Phaeosphaeriaceae. Bases 1 to 912 code for a protein of 303 amino acids. The record is from RefSeq and is a predicted model, not a curated record.